Molecule: messenger RNA, 2014 nt
Organism: Osmia bicornis bicornis
Lineage: Eukaryota; Metazoa; Arthropoda; Insecta; Hymenoptera; Megachilidae
Product: acyl-CoA Delta-9 desaturase
Exons: 6
Coding region: 566-1663 (365 amino acids)
Biological process (GO): unsaturated fatty acid biosynthetic process
Cellular component (GO): endoplasmic reticulum membrane
Molecular function (GO): stearoyl-CoA 9-desaturase activity; iron ion binding
Source: RefSeq, a predicted model, not a curated record
ACAAGCGGAUUUAAGGCGCGCGAGUUAACGUCAACAGCAGUGUUUAUCCGAACCGGGACGCGGAACUCGGGCGUGUGAGUGAAUAAGAAUCACGAUCGUCGAACAGGUGUCGCAUCGUUAGAAAUGUGUCAAAUUUAUUUAUCAUUGUUUAUUUCACACCACCUGUAGCACUUUUCUUCGAACUUGAUGUUAUAUAAUCCGGCUACAUAAUCUCGCAGGUGUCCCAACCGCCUGAUUACACGAUACUGAUAAGAACAAUCUCGGCCAUUAGCGUAAAGGAUGACUCAUUCGAGAAACAGAGAAUUUCAGCUGAAUUUAGAAUGCCAGUGAGUGAUAUCCAUCGUAAGAAGAAAAAUGGUGAUUCAGUUUUUCAGGAAAUUUUGAAGGAAUUUUGAUACAGUAAUUGGUAUUAAUUUUUAAAGUACAAUAACUAAUGAACGUUAAACGCUGACUGAAUCAUUUUUAAUAAACUGCAGAGUCGAUAAACAUACCUUAAAAAUGUACGAGGUAUAAAUACAGUAUUAAACUAGUCAGAAGUGAAUUGGUGACAAAUAAAGAAGAAGAAAUGUCGCCGAAUAAGGAACGAGUGCCACCGGCAGAGUGUCACGUGUCGGAAGAUGAAGAGGAAAACUCGAAGACGAAUAACAGAAUUGCGGUGACGGACGAUUUUUUAACAGUUGAUGAAAAUUACAGUAGCAGUAAAGUGGAAUACGUUCCUCGUAUCGCGUGGCCGGAUCUAAUCGCGCAGAUUUUCAUUCAUGCCGGCUGUGUUUACGGUCUCUACCUCGUCUUCGCAAAAGCGAAAUUUCUCACUGUUUUAUGGGCAUUCGUGACUGUAUACACUUCCGGUUUCGGCAUAACAGCGGGUGCACAUAGGCUUUGGUCCCACAGGGCGUACAAAGCGAAAUGGCCCCUAAGAUUACUUCUCAUCUUCCUGUUUACCAUCACAGGACAGAAACACGUGUACGCGUGGGCGUUGGACCACCGGGUGCACCAUAAAUACAGCGAGACGGAUGCUGAUCCCCAUAACGUGAAACGGGGUUUCUUUUUCGCCCAUGUGGGCUGGCUUUUCAUUACACCGCAUCCUGAUGUAAUUUCGAAAAGGAAAGCCGUUGACAUGAGCGAUUUAGAGGCUGACCCCAUUGUCAUGUGGCAAAAGAGACUAUACAUACCUCUGUUUCUUUUACUAACCGUCGGACUUCCGGUCGGUGUGCCGUGCUACUUCUGGUCAGAAUCAGUAUGGAUAUCUUUCUGGGUGAACUUCAACUUCCGGUUCUGCGUGACUCUCAACAUAGCGUUCUUCGUGAACAGCGUGGCUCACAUGUGGGGUCAACGACCCUAUGAUAAGUACAUUUCCCCCGUCGAAAACGUGGCAGUGUCCAUCGCAGCCCUCGGCGAAGGAUGGCACAACUUCCAUCACGUCUUCCCCUGGGAUUACAAGACAGGAGAGCUAGGAAAUUACACGUUCAAUGUAACCACUGCGUUCAUUGAUAUGUUUGCACAUAUUGGAUGGGCAUACGAUCGCAAAUACGUCUCACCAGCCAUGGUACGACGAAGAGCGAACAGAUCUGGUGAUGGCAGUCACGUCUGGGGUUUUGGAGACACGGAUAUCCCUAUGGAGGACCAAAAAGAAUUAGAACUCAUGGACAGGAAGAAACAAUAAGGACUCAGUUUUGCUGUUCCUGAAAAUAUGACAAUACAGUAUUUAUGUGUGAUUGAGAUGCAAGUUUGAUCUUCUGAAACACAAACAUUUUAUUAGAAAGUGAUUUUUCAGUCGAUAGUGUGAAUUGUUUUUGUUCUAAUCGUGAAUUUAAAUAGAUACAAGGAAAUAGUUUUAUAUGAAUACAUAAAAGUGAUGAUGAUAGUGUAGUAUAAUAUCGAGGAUAUGCGAAGAAUGAGAACAAAUAUUCCUCUUUACUAUUUAUUGAGAAAAUUUGUAAUUCUGUCCACUGCCAGCAAAGUACUUUCAAAAAGUUUAUAUCAACUGUAAAUAAAGUAGAUUCCGAUCAAUGAA